UAGUCACCGGACAUUGCAGUAUGAUAUUCUGUAAAGAUGCUUUAAAAAAAUACAUAUAUUGUGAAGUGUUGUAUAAAUAAAAUGAAUUGACUUGAUGUGCAGUAAAUACCUGUUUUUUUUGCACAAGCUAUUUUUCCACACCAAACCACAUGUCUAAAAAAAAACAAUCAGACCACAACAGGUUUCACUUUGACUAAACUAAACUGAGCUGGUCGAGUGUCAGUGCAUAUAAUAAAAAUGUUAGUGCAUGAUGAUAGACGGUUUUAACUUCCUUUGUUUUGUUUGCCAUACACAACAAUUGACAGUUACAGUAAAAACAUAUACAACCAUUUUUAAAGCAAUAAUUACUAUAUUGACAUGGAAUUUAGGAUGACUAAUCCAAUAUCACUUUAUUCCACUCUUCAGUUUUUAGAUAUCUAUCACAGCCAGAUUACUACCUUUCAACAAAUAUGUUAAAUCAUGAAAAUAAAGAAUAUUUUCCAUCACUAAAACAGUGAACGUCUAAAAACAUUUUUAUGUUACAUAUACAGUAUCUCUCAUCUAUAUGAACAGAGUAUGCAUGAACUGGGAGGGCAUUCAAAAACUUGUCAGGGGAGGAUUCACACGCAACACAAGAGUUAUUAUUUCAGACUGUUUAGUGAACUGCUGAAGAAAAUGUUUCACACACUUGUUUUAUUCUAUUUUUGCUGGUGGCAUCUGGUUGGUGUGUUUGGCGUUGAAUCAGUGUCAGUGAUGGAGGGAGAAUAUGUUACUCUACACACUAAUGUUACUGAUAUACAUGAAGGUGACUACAUGCUGUGGGAUUUUGAAGCUAAAAAUGAUCCCUUUGCUCGAAUCAGUAAAGAGAUUCGAAUCUUCAGUACAUCAGAUGGUGUUGAUGGGAGAUUCAGAGGCAGACUGCAACUGAACAAUAAAACUGGAGAUCUCACCAUCACAAACACCAGAAUCACAGACACUGGACUUUAUAAACUAGAGAUCAGUGGAGCUAAAAUGUCAUCAAAAACAUUCAGUGUUACUGUCUAUGCUCGUCUGCCCAUUCCUGUCAUCAUCAGAGACUCUUCUCAAUGUUCUUCAAGCUCUAAAUGUGUGUUGGUGUGUUCAGUGGUGAAUGUGACACAGGUGACUCUCUCCUGGUACAAAGGAAACAGUUUAUUCUCCUCCAUCAGUGUGUCUGAUCUCAACAGCAGUCUCUCUCUACCUCUGGAGGUGGAAUAUCAGGAGAACAACAUCUACAGCUGUGUGAUCAACAAUCCCAUCAGAAACCAGACUAAACAUCUCAACAUUACUGAUGUCUGUCAGACGUGUUCAGAUCUGGACUCAUCUUUGGUUUAUAUAGAGCUGAUUUCUGCUGCUGCCGGAUCUCUGUUGAUUGUGGCUGCAGUUGUGAUAUUCUGCAGCUACAGGAAACACAAAAAAACACAUCAAGACGGCAAGUGUUAA
This is a messenger RNA of Myxocyprinus asiaticus (Chinese sucker), 1440 nucleotides long. RefSeq names its product SLAM family member 9-like. The record is from RefSeq and is a predicted model, not a curated record. The transcript has 4 exons. Bases 556 to 1440 code for a protein of 294 amino acids. Lineage: Eukaryota; Metazoa; Chordata; Actinopteri; Cypriniformes; Catostomidae.